UUAUACAAGAGAAAGGCCAUCAUCGGGGGAAAGGCCAGAUACCACUACCUCUACUACCACCAAUACUACCUUUACAAUGUCCGCAGCCAAGAUACGUUUCGCGCCAUUACCCGACCCACGACAGCAGACCGACGACGACGACGAGUCUGAGACAGAGCUCUCACAGCCCUUCCCAUCGUCGUCCGACACAGCGAGCGACAUUUCUACGAGCAUUUCCCCACCUUCAAUCCCAGCCCUUUCUAGCCCCCAACCCCAGUCUUCUCCUCGAGCAUCCUUUUGGGCGUUUCCAAGAAAGAAGAAAUGCCUGGGGGGGUCGCAGUCGAGUUCAGCCUCUAGCUCCAUGCACUCGCUUACCCCUACACAAAGCCUCACUGCGCCCAUGAGCCUCCCCGCGCCAAGACUGUUAAGUCUCAGUCUGUUCCGGGGAGGGGAAAAGGAGAACGGGCAUGCACUUUCUCGCUGGUCAAGCCCAGGGAGUACGACCAGUGCCGACGCUGGGCUGUGGAGAUCCCAGAGUACGCAAUCAUGCAUCCCGAAGCAACAACGGAAGGGACGAGCACCUCCACCACGAAAAACAGAUGGCCUCCUAGCGACUAUACACACACCGAACCCAGCAAAGGGGACGCGAAUGCUCAAUGGGCGGGUCUACGGUCAAAAGAAGGCACAGAGAGAAAGGAACCUCUUUGCCAACGCUCCUGAUGCUGAGCCAGAGUUUGUUGAGUGGGGGUAUGGCGGGAUGGGGAGCGUCAAGUCGUCGAAGGAGGCGGGUGGGAAGAUGUGGGGCAAGCUGCAGAGUGAGGGCGGAGACGAGGAUGAUGGCGGUAGUAAUGCGUGGUUAAAGAAGCGUCGGGAGGAACGGGAACGGAAGGCGCGUGAGGAGCGUGAGGCGAAGGAGAAGGAGGAGCGGGAAGCAAAGGAGAAGGAAGAGAAGGAGCGGGCGGCAUCAUCACCACCCCCGCCUCCAAUGUCGCUGUCACCGUCAUCACCACUGCCGUCAAACCAUCCAAUAUGUUCGCCAAUAUCACCCCCUAAUGGCGAACAUAACUUACGCGCCGUGACAGUACCGGCCGCCUAUGUGAUGCGACAGGAGCAAUCCACGGACGCCGACGCGGAAGACGACGAUUCAGACAGUCGCUGAAGAGGAAUACAGUGAGGGCGAAGAGGAGUCAGAGGACUGAUGAAGCUGCCCGGAAAACAGUUCUCGGGGCGGGCGUCGAGAAGAUCAGUCGACACAAGACUUAGUGCAUUUUUUCUUUUUUCACCUACACUGCAAUUAUAUUAUUUUUGGGUUAUCAUCUCUAGCGUAUCGUAGUUUAGUUAUACACAGACACCAUCACAUCUCCUUCCCUGCUCAUCGUGCAAUCGUCUAGUACUGUAUUAUCUGCAACAUAUUUCGGGUUUUUCAUGGGUUCC
Molecule: messenger RNA, 1413 nt
Organism: Desarmillaria tabescens
Lineage: Eukaryota; Fungi; Basidiomycota; Agaricomycetes; Agaricales; Physalacriaceae
Exons: 1
Coding region: 77-1138 (353 amino acids)
Source: RefSeq, a predicted model, not a curated record